Molecule: messenger RNA, 1071 nt
Organism: Scomber scombrus (Atlantic mackerel)
Lineage: Eukaryota; Metazoa; Chordata; Actinopteri; Scombriformes; Scombridae
Gene: hoxa2b
Product: homeobox A2b
Exons: 2
Coding region: 1-1071 (356 amino acids)
Biological process (GO): regulation of DNA-templated transcription
Molecular function (GO): DNA binding; DNA-binding transcription factor activity, RNA polymerase II-specific
Source: RefSeq, a predicted model, not a curated record
AUGAAUUACGAAUUUGGGCGAGAAAGUGGUUUUAUCAACAGCCAGCCGUCGCUCGCUGAGUGUCUGACAUCUCUCACUAACCCUGUCGGUGAUGCAUUUCAAAGUUCAUCAAUCAAGAGCUCGGCGCUUUCACUCUCGACACUGAUUCCUCCUCCUUUUGAGCAGACCAUCCCCAGCCUGAACCCGGGCGUCCACCCACGCAACAGCCACUCAAAGCAGGCUCUGAAAGGCUGCAGCCCGCUGCAGGCUGCAUCCCUACCCCUGGAGUACCCGUGGAUGAAGGAAAAGAAAAGCAUCAAGAGAAAUCAGACUGCUGCAUCUGCUUCUUCUUCUACUGCUGCUGCUGCUGCGACAACGACUGACUCCUCACCACUCUACUUCUCCCCCCAAGAGACACCAGAGAGUGGUGCUGGCGGUGGAGGCGCAUCCCGGAGGCUGAGGACGGCAUACACCAACACCCAACUGUUGGAGCUAGAGAAGGAGUUUCAUUUUAACAAAUACCUCUGCAGACCGAGGCGAGUGGAAAUAGCAGCUUUGUUGGAUUUAACAGAGAAACAGGUGAAAGUGUGGUUUCAGAACAGGAGGAUGAAGCACAAGAGGCAGACCCACUGCAAAGAGAACCGGGACAGUGAGGGGAAGUAUGCGUGUCUGGACGACGGGCCGGAGGACGAGUUUGAGCAGGCGGUGGAUGAUAGCUUCUCCGGGACGCUCCUGGAGAGGGAGAGGUAUUUCCACCAAAAUACAUUGACUUCACAGCCGUGUCAGAAUGGGCACAAUGGGGACAACCAAAGCCCGACUGGCAUGUCUUUGAACAGCAAUGAGAAAAAUCUGAAACAUUUUACACACCCGGCACCCACUGCUCCUAUCUGCGUGUCAACAAUAGGCCCGGACAAUGAUAAUUCCCCGGGCCUGGAAGUCUCUUUGCAGGAUUUCCAAGUUUUCUCCUCCUCCUCCUCUUUCUCACCAAGUUUGUCAGAUUCCGCACAAAGUCCCCUGCCUCUGUCGUCCGAAACGUUUGACCUUUUCUCAGAAACACUCACAACAAUCGACCUGCAAAACUUGAGCUACUGA